AUGAGUAGUUUUUACAGAGUUAAUGGCUUCUGUUAUUUAUCUUUGUUAUUACUCAUUUCAUCCCAAUUGGUAUUAGUACCGAAAGCAGAGGCAGAAGCUCAAUCAGGACAAAGCAAUGAAGUCUACAUUGUGUACACAGGAGCAGCUUCUUUGGCUUCCUCAAAUGGGUUCCACUCCGAUCAUAUUAUGAGCUCCUCAUCCAUUAAAAGUUGGAAAGACAGGAUCAUACACAAGUACAAUCAUGCAUUUUCGGGAUUUGCAGCCCGGUUGUCAGAAGAAGAGGCCAAAUUAAUAGCCCAAAGGCCUGAAGUUGUAUCCGUUUUUCCUGAUCGAAUCCAUCGUCUCCACACAACACGUUCAUGGGACUUUUUGAUGGAACAGAGUGCUGGAUUCGCACCCGCCCGACAGAAUAUUCCCAAAUCAAAUGUUUCCUCUCUCUCUGAUGAAGAUGUCAUAAUAGGCAUUUUUGAUACAGGGAUUUGGCCGGAAGCAAAGAGUUUCAAUGAUGAUGGUUUGGGUCCAAUCCCCAAGAAAUGGAAGGGACAAUGCAUAGGAGGACAUGAUUUUAAGCCCUUUAACUGUAACAGGAAAUUGAUUGGAGCAAGGAAUUACGUCACUAAUGGCAGUUCUACUUCACCGAGAGACCACAAUGGUCACGGCACUCACGUUGCAGCAAUCGCAGCCGGAAGGCCUGUCCCAGGCGCAUCCUACCACGGCCUGGCUACUGGUGUCGCGCGGGGCGGAGCUCCCGGCGCAAGGAUUGCGGCGUACCGUGUUUGUGAUGAUGAUGAUAAUUGCAUGAGUUCUAUAGUUUUGAAAGCAUUUGAUGAUGCAAUAGCAGAUGGGGUGGAUAUUAUAUCUAUAUCAUUUGGUAGUUUGGAAUUUAUUGACUUCACCAGAGAUCCAGUUUCCAUUGGAGCAUUCCAUGCUGUUGAGAAUGGAAUUCUUGUAGUUGGCUCCGCCGGGGAUAAUGCCCUGGAUGAAGAACCUCCAUAUGCAAUAAAUGUUGCUCCUUGGAUUCUAACAGUUGGUGCCACCACCAUUGAUAGGUUUUUCGAAUCCGAUGUUGUACUGGGAGGCAAACAAGUGAUCAAGGGCGGAGGUGUUCAUUCUGCUAAACUCAAAGAAACUCCAAUAUACCCCUUGACCUAUGGCAAAUCAGCUGCAAAACCUGGAGCUAGUAUUUCUGAUGCAUAUAAUUGUAUGAUAGAUGCAUUAGAUGGGAAAAAAGUGAAGGGAAAGAUUGUUCUUUGUGAAGACAGCCGUGAAGAAACAACACCAGCCAAGCAGUUGGAAGUUAUAAAACGUCUGGGAGGCACCGCACUGAUAUACAGGAAACGUUUCAUACAACUAGCAGCAUCGGUUUCUGAUUCUAUUCCGCGGAUCCCAAUCAGCUGGGACGACGGAGAUCUGGUUGUAUCUUAUAUCGACUCGAACAGGAAUCCUGUGGCGACAAUUUUACCAACUGUAGUCGUACCAAACUACAAGCCAGCUCCAGAGGUAGCAUUCUUCUCAUCCCCAGGGGGAGGCGCUCUAUAUGGCUACAAUUACUUCAUCAAGCCUGAUAUCGUAGCACCAGGAGUCGACAUUCUAUCAGCUUGGCCGUCUAACGAAACAAACGAAGCCUUCAACAUUCUCUCGGGUACUUCAAUGGCAUGUCCACAUGUAAGCGGCGUCGCAGCAUUAGUCAAAUCCCGAUAUCCCUCCUGGAGCCCUUCUGCUAUCAAGUCAGCACUUAUGACUUCAGCGAAUCCGACAAAUAAUUUGAAGAAACCAAUAGCAACGUUUAUAGGGGAUGCAGGAGACCCAACCGAAAUGGGGGCUGGACAAGUAACAUUGACAGGUCCGUUACAACCCGGGUUAAUUUACGAGACAGAAGCAGCCGAUUAUAUAUUAUUCCUCUGCAACCAAGGCUACAACGUGUCGAGAAUCAGACUCAUCUCAUCAAAGCUUCCCGCAAACUUUAGUUGCCCAAGUAACUCAAGUACCGAGGAUUAUUCGGCCAACAUGAACUACCCAUCGAUAACCGUCACUAACUUCAAUUCCUUGAAAGAGAAAACAGUUAAAAGGACGGUGACAAAUGUUGGGGACGACGAAGAAGCUGCAUACGUAGCUAGUGUGGAAAUGGGUAGCACCAACAACGACGUGAUAGCCCGAGUGAAUCCUACUAAGUUGGUGUUUACGAAGAACCAGAAGAAGCUAGGUUAUGAAAUGACGUUCAUACACAAUUCUUCAGCAAUCGUGAAUGGAUACGCAUUUGGUUCAGUUACAUGGAGGAAUGGAAAAAUACUGGAAAAGCAUCCUCUGGAAAAUUGGUCAUUCAGUAUGAAGUACUUGGAAUAUACACCUCUUGAUCGUAUCAAUGACUUUUUGAGUCAGGUGAAUCUUGGAGAGCGGACUAUAAAAGGAUGUCUCGAGGCUUACUCUUGCAAACAUACUGGAACUGAUAAGAAGCUGUCACUCAGCUUGGAGAGUGAGAUUCUUGACUAUCUUGGGAAAUCGUCUGACACUGACUCUCCCUCGCCAGUUGAAUAUCUGCCUACAUCCAGCCGAAGGACGCUGAUAUAUCUGCUUCUUACUCUUUAUCACAUAUAUCCAGACUAUGAUUUCAGUGCAGUGAAUGCUCACCAAUUCUUUAAUGAAGAAACCUGGGACAGCUUUAAGCAGAUUUUUGAUGUCUACAUGUUUGAAGCAUCAAAGGAAUGGCUUGAGACAAAUGAGGGCUGUACACUCUUGGAGAUACUAUACAAGGCUUUAGACGAGGUCGUGAAACUUGCAGAAUGCGAAAUCUAUAGUUACAAUGCCGAGGCUGAUGCAGAUCCCUCCCUUGAGAGAGGAGCCAUAUGGUCGUACCAUUUCUUCUUCUACAAUAGGAAAUUAAAGCGAGUAGUAAGCUUCCGUUUCAGCUGUCUAAGCAACUUGGCAGUUGAAAGUUUUCUGGCGGAUGGAAUGAGUUAUGAUGAUGCAGAUGAUGAGAUAUUUGACGGCAUGGACAUCUGA
This is a messenger RNA of Oldenlandia corymbosa var. corymbosa, 3000 nucleotides long. The record is from the annotation of a GenBank genome assembly. NCBI's taxonomy places the organism in Eukaryota, Viridiplantae, Streptophyta, Magnoliopsida, Gentianales, Rubiaceae.